AGUUGGCACCCAGACCACUCCAAUGGGUAGAAAUGGUAUGGGUGCCUGGAGUGUCCCUUUAAGUAGGUGAGCAAUCAUUUUGCAUAUUUUUAAAUCACAUUAAGGUUAAUACACUCGAAGUAUUUGCUUCAUUUUGUAUCUCCUUUUCUGAGUUUCUUGGGUUCAUAUGCAGAAGAGGUCCGGUGCCUGAAUAUAUCCCCACUGAUGAGAUUUGAGCCUAUCCUUGUAGGACUCUGCUCCAUGUCAGUGUUUUAUACACACCUUAAACCACUCCAAUUAUCUCAAACAUAUUGCACUAUAUUUUGUCACUUUAUCUUGUUUCUUCAACAUCCAGAUUUCCCCUUUAAUAAAAGGGGUAAGUGUUUAUUCAAGUAUUAGCGCUCCACUGGGUUUACUUAGAGUGUAUUCCACCUAGCUCACUUUUGUUCUGCAUGAUUGUGUGUUAAGUUAGAGAUCUUUACUCGUGUGUUGUAGUUGCUAUUGCAUUGUUAUUAAUUUUAUUAACAAUUAAAGACGCAACCUUCUCUCUGCCUAAAAAGAGUUUCAGACCCUUUGACUGUUGACAGUGAAAUUAAAAUGGCUGCAUGUGCGUUCAUUAGCAGGAGAGUUGGUUAAAGCUGGAUCUUUAAAUAAGUUCAGAUAAUAUAAUACCACUAAAUCACUUAAUUAAAGAGCCAGCAAUGUCUAUCCAAUAAUCGAUGGACUGAGAGGACCCUUUAACCCCUUAAGGACCAAACUUCUGGAAUAAAAUGGAAUCAUGACAUGUCACACAUGUCAUGUGUCCUUAAGGGGUUAAAGGACCACUAUAGUGCCAGGAAAAUAUACUCGUUUUCCUGGCACUAUAGUGCCCUGAGGGUGCCCCCACCCUCAGGGUCCCACUCCCGUGGCGCUGAAGGGGGAGGAAGGGGUUAAUCCCUUACCUUUUUCCCAGCGCCGGGCUCCCUCGGCGCUGGGACUCUCCUCCCUCUUCUUCCGUCAUCGGCUGAAUGCGCAUGCUCAGCAAGAGCCGUGGACGCUGGCAUCUUCUCACUGUGAAAAUCACAGUGAGAAGCGCGGAAGCGCCUCUAGCGGCUGUCAAUGAGACAGCCACUAGAGGCUGGAUUAACGCAUAGGUAAACAUAGCAGUUUCUCUGAAACUGCUAUGUUUACUGCAAAAAGGGUUAAACCUAGCUGGACCUGGCACCCAGACCACUUCAUUAAGCUGAAGUGGUCUGGGUGCCAAUAGUGGUCCUUUAAUUGCACAGUGCACCUUGUUUUUCUACUUAUUGUACUAAGUGUGCCCAUGUUCAAGCUUACAUUAUGAAAUAAAUUGUCAACGUUUUGAAAGACUGCUUAUUCUGUGUUCUGCAGGCAGAUGGCGAGAUAUAUUGUGUGGUUCGUGAUUAUAACCGGAUGUAUUGCGCAAGAAGGUGAGUAAAACAACUGAUCACAUAGGUAUUUUCCUGCUGGACUUAAUUAAUUAUUAACAUUAAUUAAAUCAUUCUGGCAGUGUAACCUGAUAAUUACCCUAUUGUUAAGAUGUUGUUUAUAUCAGCAGCAGUAGGUGAAGUAUCGCAUUCCCAUAAACCUCUGCUAUUUGACGCUCUCUUCAGUCUGGCGCAGUACCUCCCAUGGCCACUAGCUUGCUGUGAUGCUGUUGUAGGCCUUGCAGUUAGACUGAAGAGAUGUGAUUCUGCUCUCAGCUGGUACCUUCCUGACUGGUCAGCUCUUCUUCUACAGACCCCAGCUGGACCUCAUGUCUAUUGCCAGAAUAUGUAAUGGCUGUUUGUCACUAACUUCCCUUCUUACCUAGAGACUGCUACAGCCCUGUGAAUGGACCAGAGUAGUGACUAUGGUGUCCUUCCACUCAUGGGUGUGGGAACAGGGUGUGAUGAGGGUGCAAAUUCCCGCAGAACAUUUUCUGUAUCUUCUAAGAUCAUACGUAUCACUGCUUUAGAAGGGUGUCCCAUUCUACUGACAGACUCUCUAAUGAUAAUAUAUUUUUUUAUGCAGAAAACCGUAUACACCCUAAGUAGGCUGGGCUUACCAUAAGAAGAUGCUUCCAGUGUAAGUUGUCAAACCAUGUAAGAAUGGAGUCUGCCGGGCACUCACUGGGCAACCUCCAGCCCCGAGCUAAGGCCAGUCGUGCCAGCUGAUGCCCUCACUGAGCAGUGCACUCCAGGGAUUAGUCCAUGGGAGCUAAUGGAAACUUUUCUAUGUAGGGUUUAUCUGAAGCGAAGGCAGAGAUGGGUACAGGAGGAACCCCAGUAAGUUGUCAAAACACUUUAAGGGACGAAACCUGUUAAUUUGUCCUGGUCCUUUUAGAAUCUAGGAACUGCGCUGAAUGGAAUUACUUUAUUCUUCAUACAACAAAUAUGUCAAGGAAAAUGUACAACAUGAAAUGUGGUAUAGAAAGGAGAUUGGACUCAAUGUAUCGCUGUUUGAUAAGUUUGAGUUUCAGUGAGUGAGUUUCUGUAGGAAAUCAGAUAUAGAAAUACAUUUAUUACUCUUGUAAAAAAUAGUUUUAUUGUUUUUAAAAUGACUGUGGUUGAAAUGGAUGAAUGCAAGGUUUAACCAGUAUAUUUAUUGAUGGUGCAUGCGCGGUGCAUUGAAAUCAACAUUUUCCUAUGAGCUGCAGAGUCCCGUGACCAUUGAGGUGAAAUGGUUUAAGGGAAUUUAGUACCUUUAAUACCAUUUAAUAUCUACAGAAAUUCUCAAAUUCAGAGAAAUUGAGGAGCACUUCAUGAAACCGUUAGGAUAAGGUUUAGCAGGUGUUAUCUACGGGGAACCACCAGCAUAAACAGCAAAUCAUGCAACGUCAAAGAGAAACAACAACUAAAUAGGAACAAAUAAUACAGAAAUCCAUGCACAUUCAUUAUAUAGACAUUAGUCCUAUAAAUAAUUACUAUUAUUCAAAUCUGUGUUUAGAGAAUGUACAUGAUCGUACGUUACAGCAUGUUUUAAUAUUUUCUAUCAAGUCAACCUCUGUAAGUAGAAAUCUAGAGAUUGGAUAUUAAAACAUUUCUUUAUUUCAUUGUUUUCUUCUUUAGAUAUGGACAGAAAGGUUUUCUUGUUUCCUAAAGAAACUGCCACAUCAUACAUCACUCUGAAACCGGAGCAAUCAGAACCGCUAAAGAAAUUUACUGUGUGCCUUCAAUCCUACACUCAACUCACCCGAGAGCAUUCUCUCUUCUCUAUGGCAAACUCUGGCACAGAAAGUGACAACACUUUUCUAAUUUACCUUAAGCCACCAAACUACUGCAUGGUUUAUAUCAACCAGGAAGAAAUUCGAUUCAGGAUCGACUCAGAGGUUCUCGAAUUGAAACACACAUGUGCGAGCUGGGACUCUGAUACGGGGGUGGUCCAGCUUUGGAUCAAUGGAAAGGCCUACCCUAGAAGAGUUUCAAAUAAAGGAUUUACCAUUCUUGCCCCAUACAGUAUUAUCUUGGGACAGGAGCAGGAUUCCUAUGGGGGUGGUUUUGAUGCCAAACAGUCUUUUGUGGGUGAAAUAAGUGAUGUCCACAUGUGGGAUUAUGUAUUGACUUUUGAAGAUAUAAAUAAUGUUCUGUCCAAUGUCAAGAAUGGUAAUGUGGUCAGUUGGAAAUCUCUAUGGUAUGAGAGUAAAGGGGAGGUAUUUGUCCAACCCAAACUUCAGUGCACGUCCUGGGGUUACUCAACCAGGCAGUAUUACCCAUGCUCGUAAAACAAGCACUGUCCAAAUGAUCUGUAAUCAAUUACUAUUUAAUAACAGGGAUAUUAGAGCUCUUGCCUGCCUUUGCCUUUAUUCAUGACAUUUUCUCCAAAGAAAUGAUGCUGUCUUAGAUUGUUAAGUUAAAGGUAUUCUUGCUUUCUGCAAAGUGAUUCUGGUAUUGAUUGAAACCUAUGGACUCUCUAUGUAUCAUUGUGUGUCAUUACAUAUCCCUCUGUCUUCAAGACUUCAUAUGAUUUUUGAUAUAUUCAUGAAAUGCUCUGAAUAAAAAGCUAAGAAAUGUAAAUAAAUAAAUAAAUA
Messenger RNA from Pelobates cultripes (western spadefoot toad), 3988 nucleotides. NCBI's taxonomy places the organism in Eukaryota, Metazoa, Chordata, Amphibia, Anura, Pelobatidae. The record is from the annotation of a GenBank genome assembly.